AUGCGUUCCGGGCCCUGUGAAAAAAGUUAUUCCACAAAACGUAAAGGCAUGUUUUGUGAAAAUGUAUGGAGAUUUUGCUGUUUUUAUCGAAAAUCGGCAUUUUUGAGCAUUCAUUUCUCUCGGGACAAUUGGUCAGAUGAAAAACUGCAAAAACAGAAAUGUUCAUUCAUAUUUCAACUUCAAUAA
Clunio marinus is the source of this 186-nucleotide messenger RNA. NCBI's taxonomy places the organism in Eukaryota, Metazoa, Arthropoda, Insecta, Diptera, Chironomidae. The record is from the annotation of a GenBank genome assembly.